UUGGAAAAAGAACAAAGCCGAGUGGUUUAACGGGGAUCAGAAAUGAUAAGAUCGAUGACGCCACGUCCUGAGCUGAGCAGAGUGUCUGUGGGUUCAGUAUCAGGCCUCACAGUUUGCUACUCCGGACCUAGACUUCAUAUCAGCACCAUGGACAGAAACAGCACGCCGUGGGGCUCCGGCCCUCACCCUCCAACCAUCCACUUCGCCGCGGUGUUGGGGACAGUGGCGCCCACCAUCUUCCCCCGCGUGGGCUACAGCGUCCUGUCCUUCCUCAUGUUCAUCAACACGGUGCUAACAGUCCUCAAUAACGGCCUGGUCAUAGCUGUGAUGAUGAGGUACCCGUCUCUCCUGCAGCCCAUGAACGUGUUCAUCCUCAGUCUCGCGGUGUCUGACCUCAUGAUUGGCCUUUGUGGAUCCCUGGUGGUCACCAUCACCAACUAUCAAGGCUCCUUCUUCAUUGGACACGCGGCAUGCGUCUUUCAGGGAUUUGCGGUCAAUUAUUUUGGUCUGGUGUCACUGUGGACUCUCACCCUGCUGGCCUAUGAGCGCUACAAUGUGGUGUGUAAGCCGCGAGCUGGCCUGAAGAUGAGCAUGCGGAGAAGCAUCAUUGGGCUGCUGUUCAUCUGGAUCUUCUGCUUGUUCUGGGCCGUGGCUCCUUUGUUUGGCUGGAGCUCGUACGGCCCAGAGGGAGUCCAGACCUCCUGCUCUCUGGCCUGGGAGGAGCGGUCAUGGAGCAACUACAGCUAUCUCAUCCUCUACACACUUCUGUGUUUCAUCUUCCCUGUAGCAGUCAUCAUCUACUGCUACGGCAAAGUGCUCAAAUCCAUGAAUAGGCUCAAUAGGAGUGUGGAGCUCCAGGGUGGGCGAUCCAGCCAGAAAGAGAAUGAGCAUGCCAUCAGUAUGGUCCUGGCUAUGGUCAUAGCAUUCUUUGUCUGCUGGCUGCCCUAUACAGCAUUGUCUGUGGUGGUAGUCGUGGAUCCAGAGCUCUAUAUCCCACCUAUCGUUGCUACCAUGCCCAUGUACUUUGCCAAGACCAGCCCUGUCUACAACCCUAUCAUCUACUUUCUGUCAAACAAGCAGUUCCGUGAUGCUGCUCUGGAGGUGCUGUCCUGCGGUCACUACAUUCCCCACGCAACCACCGCCACCAUCAGCAUCAACAUGCGCCCUUUGAACAGGAGGAGCCGGCUGACUUCAUUAAGCAGGAGUGUCAACACGCACAGCAAGGUGUUGCCUCUGUGACAAACAAAGACAAGAAGCUGCCAUGCACGGUUGUCGGUGCCUUGUCGUGGACACAGACCGGCACAUCCCCAGGUCUCUGAGAGAGAUCUGCACUGUGGGCCGGGGGGAAUACAAUCAGCUCAGAGACUGAAAGCUGAUAUCCUGAAGUUGGAUAGAAUAAGUGGAAAAGCCUUUGAUUUGCUAUAAUGCAAUCCAAUCUAAUACCUGUUAAAGAGUGCUCAUUUUGUUGUUAGGAUUGUGUACGAGGAGAGUGUAUCAGUUUGUUUCGGUAUUUUAUAGGAUUUCAUUGUACUGAAUGGUGUUCCUGUAGUUAUCAUCCACCCCAUUUUUCUAGAACAAUCUAAGUAUUCAUUUUUAGUUUUAUACAUGUGCUUUGUGACGAUCACUAAACUGUAACCUUUUUCACAUUUAUGUUUGCAGGUGCAUGUUGUAUGCAUGUGGAGACAAGCCAAAAGAUGUUGAAAGAAGAGAUAAAAACUGACUGAAAUGAUUGUUUUGUAUGAAAUGUUGUAAUCUUUCUUCCGUCUGUAUGCGGUUUUAACAAAAUAAGGCAAGUUAAAACACAGCCGGGCUGCAGAGAUACACUGCAAGGAAGUGACAGCUGACCUUUUCCCUCCUAAUUUUUAUGUUAAAAAUAAAAUGCAAUGGACCUGUUUCCAUGUAACGUCACCAUGCAA
Messenger RNA from Notolabrus celidotus (New Zealand spotty), 1916 nucleotides. It is a transcript of the gene parietopsin, whose product is annotated as parietopsin. Lineage: Eukaryota; Metazoa; Chordata; Actinopteri; Labriformes; Labridae. Gene Ontology annotation, cellular component: membrane; photoreceptor outer segment. Gene Ontology annotation, molecular function: G protein-coupled receptor activity. The record is from RefSeq and is a predicted model, not a curated record. Gene Ontology annotation, biological process: visual perception; G protein-coupled receptor signaling pathway. The transcript has 4 exons. The coding region runs from base 43 to 1239 and encodes 398 amino acids.